UUUCUUUUCUUUUCUUUUCUUUUGCGCCAUUUGCACGCGUACCACAAGGAAUUAGAAAAUUUUCACUAUAUUUUUUAUUCGAACGCGUUUCUUUUCUUCUUUCUUUUUUCUCAUUUAAGCAAAUCUUUUUCUCAAUUCAUUUAAUUUCAGUAUUUUUUUCAUUCAGCCAAUGUCAAAGGGCAAACAACCAGAUACCGGCAGCUCCUCCACCCUGGACUCCGUCAUGCCAGUCAUCUCUAGCCUCCUAGACCAAGGCACCCGUGCCUUUGCACUCUCCGACUGGCCCCAAGCCAUUGAUUCCUUUGGAGAAAUGUCUCAAAUCACCGAGCAGGUCUUUGGUCCCGAGUCCCCACGCUACGCCGAUGCCCUUGUCAUGUAUGGGCGCGCACUGCUUCAAAACGCCAUUGAGCAAACUGCCCUGAUGGCCCAAAAAACCUUGGCUCAAGCGGUUACUGGACAAACCUUUUCCGACAACGAACAGGAGGAGAGUGAGGAUGACAAUAGGGAGCUGGGGAGUAGCAGUAAAGGCGGAAGGAUUGCGUUUGAGGGUGAGCCGGAUUUCCGCCAACUGAAUAACCCCGAGGGUCAAGAGGAAGAAGAGCAGGAGGAUGGUGAUGAGGGAGAAGCAGAAGGAGAGGGGGAGGGGGAGGAUGAUGAUUUUAGUGCUGCUUGGGAUGUCCUUGAUACUGCGCGACUGAUCCAAUCAAAACAAACAGACAGGAAAUCCCAACUGAAGUACGCCGAAACCCUAAUGCUCCUCGGCGACGUCUCUAUGGAAUCAGAAAACUUUCCUCAAGCUCAACAGGACUUUACCGCAGCACUCCACGUCAAACGGCUUUACCUUGAGGCCGAUGAUCGCGAAUUAGCCGAGCUCCACUACAAGGUUGCUUUGGCCUUGGAGUACAAUGAGGAUACGGAGGGUGCAUUGGUGGAGAUGGCUGAGGUGGAGAAGAUUUUAGCAAGGAGAUUGGACGUUGCAGAGUUGGAGGAGCAGGAGGGGCUGAGGGAGGUUUUGGAGGAUGUGAGGGUGAAGAUUGAGGAGUGGCGGAACCCGGUAAAGCAGCAGGACGAUGUGGUGUUGGAUGACGAGAUGAAGGAAAAGGCCAGGGCUGCGUUUUUGGUCGCUGUGGAGGGCGGAAAGGUCAAUGACUUGACUGCUUUGGUGAAGAAGAAGAAGAAUGGUGAUAGCAAAAGAAAGUGUCUUGAGGACGACGCCGGCAGCAAUGAGGAUACCGAGUCUUGUGCCAAAAAAUUGAAGGAUUGAAUUAAAAAAAUUUACUCUCUUUUUUAAUGAGUAAAUGCUGGGUUUAAAAUAAAAAGACGUGUAUUCUAUAUAAAAAAGUGAACGCAAAACAUAUUUUUUGUUUAUUAAUAUAUUGUAAGUGGAGUGGAGUAA
This is a messenger RNA of Kickxella alabastrina, 1396 nucleotides long. RefSeq lists its product as uncharacterized. Gene Ontology annotation, cellular component: nucleoplasm. Gene Ontology annotation, molecular function: histone binding. The record is from RefSeq and is a predicted model, not a curated record. Gene Ontology annotation, biological process: DNA replication-dependent chromatin assembly; CENP-A containing chromatin assembly. Bases 170 to 1264 code for a protein of 364 amino acids. The transcript has a single exon. NCBI's taxonomy places the organism in Eukaryota, Fungi, Kickxellomycota, Kickxellomycetes, Kickxellales, Kickxellaceae.